Molecule: messenger RNA, 1464 nt
Organism: Oryza brachyantha (malo sina)
Lineage: Eukaryota; Viridiplantae; Streptophyta; Magnoliopsida; Poales; Poaceae
Exons: 1
Coding region: 1-1137 (378 amino acids)
Source: RefSeq, a predicted model, not a curated record
AUGUACGCGACCAAGCCGCUCUCCCUCUUCAAGAGCCACCCGGAGGCGGCGUCCCAGCCGCCGUCGGAGGGCCGGGGCUCCGGCUACCUCGUCGUGAAGGGCCCCGACGACGACGGCGACGACGACGAGACGUGCUGCUGGGGCACGUGCGGCGGGUCGCGCGUCCGCGACCUGCCGUUCCCGCAGAACCGCGUGCUGACGGUCCGGUACACGGAGCAGCACGGCGAGAGCAGCACGACGUACAGCGACGCCGUCGUGUUCGUCCCCAUCCCCGACCAGCCGCUGGCGUCGAACCGGUACUACGCCGUCGUGGCCACCGGCAAGUACAAGGGCCUCGUCAGGGCGUGCUCCCGCGAGGAGGACAUGACCACGUUCUGCUUCUGCCGCUGCAUCAAUGACGCCAAGCCGCGGCCGUUCGACCCCGCCGACGUGUACCAGCAGGUCGAGAUCGUCCAGCGCCGGCGUGGGCGGUUCACGGCGAGGUCCGUCGCCGCCGACGGGUUCCCCUACUUCCUCUACCGCAAGAAGUACUGGCGCGUGUACGCCUCCAAGUCGAAGCACUUCGACCUCGGCGAGGCGCCGGGCCUGAACGCCGCGCUCCGGUCGCGCCAGCUCGCCGGCGCCAACAACUUCCUCCUCGAGGCCUUCCCGGCGGCGACGACGACGACGUCGCCAACGGCCGUCGGGAAAUGGUACACCCCCUUCUUCCUCAUCAAGGAGACCGGCGUCGCCCCGCCGGAGCAGAUGGACCGAGCCACGUUCUACGAGGUGUCGCUCGAGCAGCGGUGGGAGCCCGUGCACGGCGACGGCUUCGGGAAGCUGGAGGGCAAGAGGGUGCUCAUCGGCGGGAGCGUCGAGGGGAAGCAGGAGGCCUCGGCUGGCGAACGCCACGGCGACGGGUACGUGUGGUUCCGCGCGGUUGCCGGCCAGAGGGUGGGCGUGUCCGCGAGCCUGUGGGAGAGGAUGCUGUGGGAGGAGUACAGGGGAGGAUGGGUCGACGAGCACGGGGAGGCCGGGAAGUUCGCCGCCGGCGGGUCGGUGCUGGUGGAGAGGUUCGUCGUGAAGCGGGCGGACGGCAGCGUCGCGGUCGCCGUCGACUUUGUGCACUUCAACAAGGUCAGGGAGAGUCAGGUCUGAUCGUGUCAGAAUGUCAGAUUAUCAGAUGCAGAGUUUGACUUAUGUUCAUAUUUCAUAAUCUUCUGGUCAAUCCUAAAAAAAGGAAGUGGUUUGUGAAUUGAAUCAUGUAGUUUUGUGUCUGUAGCAUCCGGAGAUGUAUACUGUUCGUGUUAAGGAUCAGUUGUUUUCACUUUCCAUAGUUUCUUCUACUAUUUGGUUGCCAAUCACCUUGUUUUGAGUCUUUGCCUUUGUAGUAUUCUUUGCAGCUGGUUCAUCUUGUAAAUUAUAAGUGUGUACUUGUUCUAAGUACUUCUGCCAAAUAUAAGCUAAACAUGCGGAAGUAUUUUU